Messenger RNA from Staurois parvus, 318 nucleotides. NCBI's taxonomy places the organism in Eukaryota, Metazoa, Chordata, Amphibia, Anura, Ranidae. The record is from the annotation of a GenBank genome assembly.
GCAGAGUGGGAGCAAUGGGAGGCGGUACAGGGACCCAUGUCACACUGUGGACCCAGCAGCAGCGUGACGAGGCGGUACGGGGCCCAUGGCAGAUUUGGGGCCUGGCAUCACCUAUGGGAGGCCUGUAAUCUGCCAGCAACCUAUGACAAAAUGGAAAACAGCAGGAGUGUGAGGAGACCUCAAAGUGGCACAUGGCAGAGUGGGAGCAAUGGUGUGAGGAGACCUGAAAGUGGCACAUGGCAGAGUGUGGCGAUGGAGACAGCAGCAAUGGGAGGCCGUACAGGGACCCAUGAGAGACUCUGGACCUGGCAGCAGCAU